UUUUUAAAAAUUUGCGCCACAACAAAUUUACCGUUUGACAUCAAAAUUAUUGUUGCGGCAUCCCUGGCUGGCCGCUCAGCUGCGCCGCCUGUGCAGCCCUGAUUUUUACACAACAUAAACAUUCGAUUUUGGAAGAACACUUUCCGGGAGAAUAACAGGUCGUUGGACACGGGAGAUGCUCUGAAACCGGGCGCAUGUGGAGCAGCCAACGUCGGAAUCGCCGCCAUGAAGAUCCUUUCCCGAUUGGGCCGCCUGAUGCGGUACACGGUGGCCUAUGCGGCCAUCACACACUGCACCUUCGAGUACAUCGGCGAUUUCGUCCUGUGCAAGGGACCCUCCAUGGAGCCCACUCUCCACUCGGACAACGUUCUGCUCACCGAGCGCUUGUCGAAGUACUGGCGAACCUACCAGGCCGGCGACAUAGUCAUCGCCAUAUCGCCCAUCAAUGCCGACCAGUUCAUUUGCAAGCGUAUCGUGGCCGUAUCCGGUGAUCAGGUGCUCACCCAGAAGCCCAUUCCCUUGGAGGCGGAGUACAGUGGCAGUGCGGAUGACAAGAAGAAGCCCGUGAUGGUCAAGGACUAUGUGCCGCGCGGAUACGUUUGGAUCGAGGGCGACAACAAGGGCAACAGCUCGGACUCCCGCUACUACGGACCCAUUCCAGUGGGCCUCAUCCGGAGCCGCGUGCUCUGCCGCAUCUGGCCUGUAUCCGAGGCCACGGGGCUAUAAAUGGGAUUCGCAUGAAAAAGAGUUAAAUUAACUUGACCCGAUUGCAUCGCCUAAGUUUUGUUUGGAAAUUCAAGUAGAUUGAACAACAACUUUUUAGAACCAUUUGUGCGACUUCUGGCUUUUGGAUAUCAUUGAAAAUAAACUAGGAAAAAGGUUGAUUAACUGCCAAAAACAUAUUAAUUCAUACAUUUAUUUACACUCGAGCCAAAGGGGCUCCAUGCAACUUUCACUUUAUUUUGUACAGUUUAAUCAAAAUUGAUAAAUAUGAUGAUUAGAAUUACUCUUUGAAAUUGUUGGUAAUAUACGCUAAUAAAAUAUUUAAUUUGUAGA
Messenger RNA from Drosophila santomea, 1056 nucleotides. RefSeq names its product mitochondrial inner membrane protease subunit 1. Gene Ontology annotation, molecular function: serine-type endopeptidase activity. The transcript is spliced from 2 exons. Gene Ontology annotation, cellular component: membrane; mitochondrial inner membrane peptidase complex. The record is from RefSeq and is a predicted model, not a curated record. The coding region runs from base 226 to 726 and encodes 166 amino acids. Lineage: Eukaryota; Metazoa; Arthropoda; Insecta; Diptera; Drosophilidae.